Paramuricea clavata is the source of this 1429-nucleotide messenger RNA. The record is from the annotation of a GenBank genome assembly. NCBI's taxonomy places the organism in Eukaryota, Metazoa, Cnidaria, Anthozoa, Malacalcyonacea, Plexauridae.
AUGGGGAUCUUAGGGUACAAUGAGGUAACAUAUUACUACCACCAAAGGCAUUUUCUCUUUCCUUCCAUUGUUCUAUAUUGGCAGUCCUACCAGAAAAAGAUAUUGGAAUCUCAGAAAGGAAAAGAAGUUGUUUUAGCUGGAGAUGGACAACAUGACAGCAUGGGGCAUUCGGCAAAGUAUGGAAAGAAAAUUUGCAAAAAACUUAAAAAAAAAAAAUUUUGAAAAAAUAAUUGAAAAAAUUUUCGCGGUAAAUCACCUAUUAUCUCCCAUUUGACCCCCUAAACCCAUUAAACUGCUUCCUAUCCUAUUGUAGAAAACAAAAGCAACAGUGUAUUAAAAAAGUUCGCCUAAAGUCACUUAUUUGGACCGCAUUAAAUGUAAGUUUGUAAUAAAUUUUCAUAAAUAUAUGCUUUUAACUAACCCUAGUCGCUAAUGGAAUGGUUUUUUAUUACAAAACGAACUUAAAAGGUCAUGAAUUAUGCAUAUCCAAUUUCAUGUAAUUUGAUAUUAAAAAUUGCACCUCUGACCUCUUAAAAAAACUGGAUGAAAUUUGAAAAGAAAAAAAAAAAAAUUAAAAAAAAUUUUAAAAAAUCUUUAAAAAUCCUAAAAUAUCUUCUUUCUUCUUUAGAUGGCAGAUUUCGUCUUUCAAGAAGAAAAUCCGCGUUUUCUUCAGAGAAAUGUCGAAGAGGAAGAUGUCGAUAUAGAUCAUCUUGCCAUAAACUUACCUGUUGAUGACGAGCGAACAGAAGAAGUUCUAAAGUCAUUCAUAGGCAACGCAGUCAACCUUGGAACACGAAAAGGCCAAACAUGGCAUCGAGAAACUUGGAACUUCCUGAUCCUCGCUUGGAACCCGUGUAUUAUUCUCACUAUGCUGUGUAAUGUUGUCCGCCGCCAGUUAUGUGAUUACUUCUCUCACCAUGGCCAUGUUGUCCUGCCUGCUGGAGAUGAUGCAAGUCACAUUAUAAUCGGCCAUACCAAACCCAUACCCACUCCCACGUUCAUCGCCGGCCUCCGACACGCAGGUGUCGGUUUCAUACGAAUUAUAAACUUUGGGAUGAAACAACCACUUAACCAGCUACCUCCCUUACCCAGAGACCUUCUCCUUUGCGCAGCAACAAACAGCGGAUAUCCCGAGAACGAGUACGACAUUUCUGUUUCCCACAGAGACCCAUUCUUAUACCUUUUAAAGUCCUUUGCUCCUUACCCUCCAGGCGUCACCGUCCACCAAUACCCCAUCCUGACACCCCUGUCGCCUCUUUCCUCUCCCGUAACCACCCGCCAAGGUUCAGCCCUUUUCAACACCCUAAAUUCCAUUAUGAAUGUUCUAUCCGUUAAUCAUCAUCACCUAGUCGGUGGCAUCCGUCUCGAAGUAAGAGUUCGAAUGAACCACGUUUCUGAUGCUGUGGACCACGUGCUGGAAAGGCAGUAG